GAAGAAAAUUAGAAGAAGGGAAUCAUCAUUGCACCGUGGAAUACGUUAAAUCUCCUGAAUGUGUGGCAUGCCGACCUUCAGUCACUUGGACCCAUACAGCCACAGGGUAGCCCAGACCCCGAGCGGUGCCACUCAACCAGACCCUCACUCUGUCCCGCCAUAAUUUCGCCUCCAACCUGUCCUCGAGACAUCCCCCUCCAGUCCAAAACAGCUUCAGCGCGAUCAACCCGCACGACGACGCGCAACGAUGGCUUUCGCCGACAUCUUGGAAGCGCUCCUCACGCCGUCCCUGCCCAUCCUCGCCCUGGGCAUCCUCAUCAUCAUCGGCGCGCCCCUGCUCCUCCACAUCGCCCUCGCCUCGUCCUCGACCUACAUCACGCCGCCGACCGUCCUCCUCCUCGGGCCCCUGGCCUCAGGAAAGACAUCGCUCCUGACCCUCUUUGAGCGCGGGACGCCCGCGGAGACGCACACGUCGCAGUCGACGACGAGCGUCGAGCUCAAUGCCUCCACGGACGCGGACUCGAAGCAGAGUUUCCGGAACCACGACGACACCAGUGGGACGCACACCAAGUUCAUCCUCGUCGACACACCGGGGCAUGGGAAGCUGCGCAACUUGGCGUUUGGCAAGCUCGAGCGCGCCGAGACGCUCAAGGCCAUUGUCUUUGUGGUGGACGCGGCGGCCCUGAGCGAGCAGGAUGUCCUGUCGACCACGGCGUCGUACCUCUACGACGUCCUCCUGCUUCUGCAGAAGAGGGCCGCGGACAAGAGCAAGACGAAGAAGAGCGUUGUGCCGGUCAUGAUUGCGGCGAACAAGAUGGAUCUAUUCACGGCGCUGCCGGCUACCAUGGUCCGGACGAACCUGGAAGUGGAGCUCACGAGGAUCCGGGCCACGCGCAGCAAGGGACUGCUCGACUCGGGCGUCGGCAUGGACGAUGUGGGCUCGGAGGACCAGGACGCCUGGCUGGGCGAGUAUGGCUCUGAAAAGUUCUCGUUCAAGCAGAUGCAGGAGUUUGACAUUGACGUGGAUGUCCUCCCCGGGAGCAUCACUGGCGAGGAGGGCACUGGGGCGGACAAGUGGUGGUGGUGGAUUGCGCAGAAGAUAGCAAAUGCGUGA
Molecule: messenger RNA, 1114 nt
Organism: Emericellopsis atlantica
Lineage: Eukaryota; Fungi; Ascomycota; Sordariomycetes; Hypocreales; Bionectriaceae
Product: putative SRP receptor beta subunit
Exons: 1
Coding region: 248-1114 (288 amino acids)
Source: RefSeq, a predicted model, not a curated record